This is a messenger RNA of Arctia plantaginis, 753 nucleotides long. The record is from the annotation of a GenBank genome assembly. Lineage: Eukaryota; Metazoa; Arthropoda; Insecta; Lepidoptera; Erebidae.
AUGUACGUGUUAUUUGUCGUGUUCCUCAUCAAUAUUGGAUUUUCCUCAGCUAAGGAAUUCGUGGACAAACUUGAUCGCUACAUAAUAGCAUGUCACACGACAGACUUCGAGUGUUUCAAGCGUCAGUACAAGGCACUCCGUGACAACGUGCUACUGGGCAAUGACAAGCUAGGGAUUCCGCUGUACAAGCACUACGUCUUCGAGUAUGGCAAGAGCACCUGUGUCAAGCUGUCAGGAUUGGAGGAGAGCGAGCUGACAUCCAUAUCAAUGGAGCACUACCCCAACAGAUACACCAUGACCCUGGAACUGCCUCUAAGGAUUCAACAAGUCAAGAAUUCUAUCACUAAGCAAUGUGCUAGGCCAGACCGUGAUUUCGAGAAAAUCAAACAAUCCAAAGGUGCCAUGAUGAGAUUUAGUGGAAACGCGACUGUGGAAAUAUCGUUCCCUUUCAAGCUGAGGAAGAAGAAAAGAGAAGUUUACCUGAAACUGGAGGACGAAGAUCUGGACGUCAUCUUGGACAUACCAGAUCUCAGCCAUUUUGAUAUGACCAGCGAAGUUGAAUCUAAGCUGUUCGAGUGGUCGGAGUGGGCUUACGAAGUGGUCCAACACGUGGAUGCUGCACAAAAUUUUGCUUUACCUUACACCAGCCAGAUGAGAACACUUAUGGAGCAUAUACCACUGCGCAGAUUCCUGAUGUUAUAUCCUGAGGAAGAUUUUAUAGAUGCGCGAUUUAGCUUUAAAAAGGAAAUUUAA